CGUGCGGCCGUGGCGGGGCUGGACAGGGUCCAGGUCGUUGAGGAUUAGGCUGUUCGGGCGUAACCGGAGCUGGGGCGCGGCUGCCAAGUGCCGGCCCGCAAGUCCCAGCGGUCUUUAAAUUCUCCCGUGCUAGGGCCGGCCUGCGCAUUCUUACCUGUCGACGUGCGGCGAGUGUCCUACCGGUCUGCACUUCCAAGGACUCUUGUCAUCUGCCUUAGGCGGGAAAUGCUGUUGCUGGAUUGCAACCCCGAGGUGGAUGGUCUGAAGCAUUUGCUGGAGACAGGGGCCUCGGUCAACGCACCCCCGGAUCCCUGCGAGCAGUCGCCUGUCCACUUAGCCGCAGGAAGCGGCCUUGCUUGCUUUCUUCUCUGGCAGCUGCAAACGGGCGCUGACCUCAACCAGCAGGAUGUUUUAGGAGAAGCUCCACUACACAAGGCAGCAAAAGUUGGAAGCCUGGAGUGCCUAAGCCUGCUUGUAGCCAGUGAUGCCCAAAUUGAUUUAUGUAAUAAGAACGGGCAAACAGCUGAAGAUCUCGCUUGGUCAUGUGGAUUUCCAGACUGUGCCAAGUUUCUUACAACAAUUAAAUGUAUGCAGACAAUAAAAGCAAGUGAACACCCUGACAGGAAUGAUUGUGUUGCUGUGCUCAGACAGAAACGAAGUCUUGGAAGUGCAGAAAAUACCAGUGGGAAAAGGAAGUGUUGGUAAGUAACUCAGAGCUGCUGCUGUUUUCCUCCCGCAGUGAUUGAUCUCGUUUGCAUAGCAUUUAUUAUUCCAUUUAAUACUGACACUCGUAUUUCUAGUAGUAUUGUUUCAUUCUCAUUAACGUUUUAAUACUGGUUAUACUUACCAGAAUCUAGAGACCAAAAAUGGGACGCAUGGUGGAAGUUUGGGGAUAAAACUCAUUUUAAAAAAAAGUUUUUAAUGUUAACGUUUUUUUAAAAACAGAUGUCACGUGGGUUAUCAAGAAGUCUGAAGAACGCCUUCAUUUCAUGCAGAUCUAUAAGCUCCUGCUUUUGGCUUUACCAUAUGUUGUGUCUAAACUCCUUCUGAGAAGGAGGAAAAACUUUCUUCCAAGUGAAGAUCCAUUUAAGAACACAUGUAUUUACAUGCCUAUAAUAUGCUGGUUGUGUAUGCUUUGUGUUUUAAGUUAUUAAAGGAAUGUCUAAAAAAUA
Molecule: messenger RNA, 1172 nt
Organism: Gorilla gorilla gorilla (western lowland gorilla)
Lineage: Eukaryota; Metazoa; Chordata; Mammalia; Primates; Hominidae
Gene: ANKRD37
Product: ankyrin repeat domain 37
Exons: 4
Coding region: 226-705 (159 amino acids)
Cellular component (GO): cytoplasm
Molecular function (GO): protein binding
Source: RefSeq, a predicted model, not a curated record